AUCAAAGGCUAUCUAUCUCAUUCUCCAUCUGCAGCUAUUUUGAUUGCUGAUUUUUGCAAAUUGCAAUACUGAAAUUUGUGCAUUUUUUUCUUUGAGAAAGUCUAUACACAAGAGUGGUGACAUUGGAAUUAAUUACUCAGACCAAGAGACAAAAGAUGUUGGGGAUUUUCAAGAAGUUGGUUAAUGCACCCAAGGAGCUGAACAGUCCAGCUUCUUUCUCUUCAUACAAUAAGCCUAAGCUAACUCAUGAAAUCCUUAGAGAUUUCAUGUCCUGCAAUUCCUCCAAUGCUUUCUCCAUGAGCUUUGGAAAUGAUGCUUUAUUAGCAUAUGCCCCUUCUAACAAGCCCUCCAUUCACCAAAGGUUGUUUAGUGGUUUGGAUAACAUAUACUGUGUUUUCGUGGGUUCCUUGCACAACCUUAGCAAUCUCAACAAGCAGUAUGGGCUAUCAAAGGGAACCAAUGAGGCACUGUUCAUCAUUGAAGCCUAUAGGACACUUCGGGAUAGGGGUCCAUACCCAGCUGAUCAGGUCCUCAAAGAACUUGAAGGCAGUUUUGGAUUCGUGAUCUAUGACAACAAAGAUGGAACAGUUUUUGUUGCAUCUGGUUCUAAUGGCAAGAUUGGGCUCUUCUGGGGUAUUGCAGCUGAUGGUUCAGUAGUUAUUUCUGAGAACCUGGAGCUUAUAAAAGCAAGUUGUGCUAAAUCGUUUGCACCUUUCCCAACAGGGUGUAUGUUUCAUAGUGAGCAUGGUCUAAUGAGCUUUGAGCAUCCAACGAGGAAGAUGAAAGCAAUGCCUCGGAUUGACAGUGAAGGGGUUAUGUGUGGGGCCAACUUCAAUGUCGAUUCUCAGUCAAGAAUCCCAAUGAUGCCACGUGUUGGAAGCGAAGCUAAUUGGGCUACUUGGGGCUAGCUACCAAGCUUUUACUAAUUUAAUCAUAACCUUUUAAGUGUUUUUUUUUAUGCUAAGAGCAACUUAAUAUGAUUGGGGGGUACUUCUUUGCUUGUAGAGUUGUAGUUGUAGCCCUUUUGGUAUAUCUGGUUAUUCUUGUUUGGUUCCAUUGUUCUGUACAUAUUCAUG
Molecule: messenger RNA, 1076 nt
Organism: Gastrolobium bilobum
Lineage: Eukaryota; Viridiplantae; Streptophyta; Magnoliopsida; Fabales; Fabaceae
Product: stem-specific protein TSJT1-like
Exons: 5
Coding region: 156-908 (250 amino acids)
Source: RefSeq, a predicted model, not a curated record